AUGGGCACCUUUAAACUGCCACUGCUCAUCUAUUUCACCUACUACUUCCUCGUCCUCUACCUCGGCCCGCGCCUGAUGCGAAAUCGGCCACCCUUCAGCCUCAAAUGGGUCAUCAUUCCCUACAACCUAGUCAUGUCGCUCUUCAAUGCCUACUGCUUCUACCGAAUGCUGGUGGGCAGUCGAUUCGGAAAAGACCUUAUCAGCGUGCACGUUUCCUACCAGGACCCGCCUGAGGUGGCGGAGGAGAACAUCCGUCUGACUUAUCUGUACUGCAUCAGCAAGUACGUCGACAUGCUCGAUACGCUCUUCUUCAUUCUGCGGAAGAAGGCGGACCAAGUGACCGGUCUUCACGUGUACCACCACACCAGCAACUGUCGACCGAGACGCAGACGUCUACAGCACUCCAAUUGCCCACCUUCAAAGAAAGCAUUCCCCCUCAACAACAAAUCUCCUAAAACCAUGUCUUGCACCCGAAAGUACGACCUGAGCAACCGCGUUGCGAUUGUCACCGGCUCCAGCUCAGGCAUUGGGGCUGAGAUCGCCUACACCUUUGCCGUCAACGGCGCCCAGGUGGUCAUCACCGGUCGAAAUGCCGGGAACCUGGGCAAGGUGGCGAAGCGCAUCGAGGCCGCUGGUGGCUCUGCCCCACUGCAGGUCAUCGGCAGCCUCACCGACGAGGGUUUCCCAGCCCAGCUGAUCAAGGCGACCGUCGACAAGUUCGGCGGCUUUGACAUUCUGGUGAACUGCGCCGGCGGGGCCUCGCCCAACGGCGCCAUUGACAACCCGAACCUGCUGGCGGAGUACGACAAUGUGAUGAAUCUGAAUGUGCGCACGGUGGUGGAGAUGACCGUCUUGGCCAUUCCCUAUCUGGAGAAGAGCAAGGUGGGCGGAAAUGUGCUCAACAUCUCCUCCAUUGCCGGCAUGAAGGCGUCUCCCGGACUGCUCGCCUACAACACCAGCAAGGCGGCCGUUGAUAUGGUGACCAAAACUUGCGCUCUUGAGCUUGGACCGCGCGGCAUUCGCGUCAACUCUAUCAAUCCCGGCCCGGUGGCAAGCAACUUUGGCCAGUCGAUGAACAUGGACCCGGAGACGUUCAAGGAGUGGCAGAAGAAUGUCUUCCUCAAGAACUCGCUGAUAGGCAAGAUUGGCGCCGUGGAGGACAUUGCCAAUCUGGCUGCCUUCAUCGUCAGCGACGACGGCAAGAACCUCGUCGGUUCGCUGGUGGUCAGCGACACUGGCUUUAUGCUCAAGUCAUAA
This is a messenger RNA of Rhagoletis zephyria (snowberry fruit fly), 1257 nucleotides long. Lineage: Eukaryota; Metazoa; Arthropoda; Insecta; Diptera; Tephritidae. The record is from RefSeq and is a predicted model, not a curated record.